Cryptomeria japonica (Japanese cedar) is the source of this 3468-nucleotide messenger RNA. Its product is annotated as serine/threonine-protein kinase/endoribonuclease IRE1a. The transcript is spliced from 7 exons. Gene Ontology annotation, molecular function: RNA endonuclease activity; ATP binding; protein serine/threonine kinase activity. Gene Ontology annotation, biological process: intrinsic apoptotic signaling pathway in response to endoplasmic reticulum stress; mRNA processing; protein phosphorylation. Gene Ontology annotation, cellular component: IRE1-TRAF2-ASK1 complex. The coding region runs from base 220 to 3072 and encodes 950 amino acids. The record is from RefSeq and is a predicted model, not a curated record. Lineage: Eukaryota; Viridiplantae; Streptophyta; Pinopsida; Cupressales; Cupressaceae.
CCCAGAAGCACACGAUUGAAAAACAGGAAGAAAGCAAGCGACCGAAAAAUAAACAUGACAAUUGGAGAAGGAACAUGGAAGGUAGCCCUACUGCUGCAGGAUCUUCUAAAUUUUUUAUCUCUUCUUUGCUGCUUGGGAGAUGCACAUAUAUCUCGUUUUUCAAUUUCUCGUGGCAAAGUUCUGUGUUUUAUGCAUAAUUCUGCAGUUCGUGGAGAGUAAAUGGCGUCGUAUAUUAAUUUUUGGGUGUGCGUUUUCCUUAUAAUCUUGAUGCAAAUCAACACCUAUGCAAUUGCCGUUAAGAUCGAAGAUGUAGAAGAAAUUUCAAACAAUGAUAAUGAUAACCGAAAUGUGGAGCCCUCGAAGGUACUGCCUGCCAUUGUUGAACACGGAAGAGAGCUCACCAAAAAGGAAGAUCUUCCCGCGGAUGCAACAUUUUUGCGCCCUUCCAAGCCCUUCUCCAGAGAAAAUGUAUUAAUUGCUUCAUGGGACGGUACUGUAUAUGCUAUGAAUAUCAAAUCUCGCAAUAUUAACUGGUCAUUCUCAUCUGGCUCCUCGCUUUCAUAUCACCAAACAUAUUCUUAUGAUAAAAAUGACAAUGGUGCUGUGCUUAUUGGUGGAGAGUCUGAACUGGGUUACUCAGAUGUGAAAGAGGAUCAAUUCUUAUUUUGUGGAAAAGACUGGAACUUGAUUGCCUAUGAUAAGCAUUCUGGAACAAAGAUUCUUCCAAAGACACCAGCAGAACUCGUUAAUAGUACACCUCACAUGUUGUCAGAUGGAUCUCUUAUUCAAGGGUCUAAAACCAUGACAACAUUUCUUCUUGAUGCCAAGACUGGAAAAAUCAUCCAUGGAUAUAAUUCGGGGGGUCCAUCAGCUACAGAGGAGAUGAAAAUGUUCUUCUGUGAUCAAUCCGUGGCUUCAAAUGAAGAGAGUGAGAACAGCAGCAAACCUGGCCCCGUUGAUUUAUUAGAUAUUGAUCCUCUCCUCAUCACACGGACAGAUUAUCAUCUGUCAUCAUUUGCAAUUACAGGAAGGCCACAAUGGAAUGUGAGCAUUGCUGAAAUUGAUGCUGUUAGCAUUGGUUUUUCUAGGCCAACAUCAGAAUUGAUUAGUAGUUCACCAGUUGCUUUGACACAUCAAAUAAAGAUCAAAGUAUAUCAACCACUUCAUUAUCAGAAUGAACUUGAAUUUCAUCAAGAUUAUAGGUUGGAAAUGGACUAUGAUAAGCAGGGCAUUCUUCAGCUACCUCCUGUUGAGAACAUGCCUAUUGAAUUUAUCAGUGAAGAAAACCAAAAGGGUCUUUCAUUGAAUAAAGCAACCAGAAGUUGUGAAAUUGAAAUGAACUGUUUGGCAGAAAUUAAAAAUCUGGUAGACCAGUCUGGGCCAGCCUUUAAUGUUUAUGUGCAUCCUAAAUCACUUGAGUCAGGAUUCAUUCGAUUUGCUGUAUGUGCUACCUUAUCUACUCUUGUUCUAAUUCUCCUUGCAAGAUUAACAAUUAUUUGGUUUCCUGGAGCAUGGAAAUGCACCAAAAAUUAUUUUAGAUUGAUGGUGGUCAGUGAGAAACAAGUUGGAAGCAGCAAGAAGAAAAAAGGACGUAAAUUAAAUACCAAUAAAAAUGGAGCACCAAAUGACAGCAGUAUUGAUAAUAAACAUAACAAACUAAAAAAUGCAGAUUUGCUGAGUAGUGGCCUGACACUCUCACAAGAUAAUGGCAAUGAAACGUUGAAACAACUGAAGCAUGGAAAAGAAGAUCCUCACUCUGUCAGUUGGCGAUUGAUUGGCAGAAUGCGUGUCUCCAAUAAGGUUAUUGGUAAGGGAAGUAAUGGUACAAUAAUACUUGAAGGUUGUUUUGAUGGGAGAGAUGUUGCUGUUAAACGUCUUUUAAGAUCACAUCAUGAAGCAGCAUGGAAAGAGAUUCAAAAUCUUAUUGCAUCUGAUCAACAUCAUAACAUUGUUCGAUGGUAUGGAAUAGAAUUAGACACAGAUUUUGUCUAUGUUGCUUUGGAGCGUUGUAUCUGCAGCCUGAGUGAUUUGGUUAUAUUUCUAUCAGAAAAUGUCCCCAAUGACAUGUAUGUGGACAAUGAAGUUGCUAAUGCCCUAGAGAUUCAGAAGUUUCAGCAGAUAUCCAAGAUGUGCGCAAAAAUGAACAUAAAACUGUGGUCUGACAAGGGGCAUCCUUCUCAACAACUUUUGAAAUCAAUGAGGGAUAUUGUAUCAGGGCUUUCACAUCUGCAUGAAUUGGGAAUUAUACACCGAGAUCUUAAGCCUCAAAAUGUAUUGAUAAGCAUUGGGAAUGGCCUUUGUGCAAAACUUUCUGACAUGGGAAUAAGCAAGCAACUUGUUGGUGAUGCAUCUUCUUUGGACCAUCGCGCCACUGGCGUAGGUAGUUCAGGAUGGAGAGCGCCUGAACAACUUCGUAAUGGUCGUGAAACUCGUGCAAUUGAUUUAUUUAGUCUAGGAUGUGUUCUUUUCUUCUGCAUCACUGGAGGCAAACAUCCUUUUGGUACAGACUAUGUGCGGGAUGGGAACAUUCUGAAUGGUCAGUUUGAUCUUUUCCCCAUUGAGGAUAUGCCUGAAGCUGUUGACCUUAUAACUCACCUAUUGCAGAGUGAUGCUGAUCAAAGGCCCAAAGCAUUGGAAGUCUUGCAGCAUCCUUUCUUUUGGAGUUCAGAAGAACGCCUUUCAUUUCUUCGAGAAGCCAGUGAUAGAGUAGAGCUAGAGGAUCGGGAGAAACAAUCUGAUCUUUUGCAGGCAUUGGAAAGUAUUGCAUCUUUGGCUAUUGGUGGAACAUGGGAUGGUAAAUUAGAGAGCCCUUUCCUUGCAAACAUUGGUCGUUAUCGUCGCUAUAAGUUUGACAGUGUUCGGGAUUUGCUUCGUGUCAUUCGGAACAAGUUAAACCAUUACAGGGAGCUUCCAAAGGAUAUACAGGAACUGCUUGGUACCAUUCCUGAGGGGUUUGACAAAUAUUUUAGCAAUAGAUUUCCAAGAUUACUUCUUGAAGUUUACAAAGUUUUCUACCAGUACUGUGGGGAAGAGGAACCUUUCAAGAAGUACUUCAGAGGUUGUACAACUUAAAAAUUUGCAGGGUGCUUUUCUGUUAGCAUUCUUUGGACUGAACAUUUAAUCUAACAAAGGCAUUCGGAUGAAUUUUUGAAAGCUUGGAAUUACAGCAUCAAAGAAGAAAUUCGCUGCCAUACCUCUUAACUCUAUUAUAUUAUUAUAAUCUACACAUCCAUGUUUCCUGUUGUGAGCUCUUCCUCGAUAUCAGCAUUCAAAGGAAAUAAUUCUAAAUAUUCAUUUAAAAAAUCUAACAGCUGUACAGUACCUGUAUCAUGCUUUACUAUUUAUACAAAAAAAGACCUCUCUAAAUAUUAUGACUUGCCAUUGCCAGCUAAUUCAGGGUGGUAUGUAAUUAUGAUACUUCUGAUAGCAGAAUUUUAACAUGAAAAAAUAUAUUUACUUAUUAGUGAA